Molecule: messenger RNA, 1146 nt
Organism: Saccharomyces paradoxus
Lineage: Eukaryota; Fungi; Ascomycota; Saccharomycetes; Saccharomycetales; Saccharomycetaceae
Gene: HEK2
Product: Hek2p
Exons: 1
Coding region: 1-1146 (381 amino acids)
Biological process (GO): 3'-UTR-mediated mRNA stabilization
Cellular component (GO): nucleus; cytoplasm
Molecular function (GO): mRNA 3'-UTR AU-rich region binding
Source: RefSeq, a predicted model, not a curated record
AUGUCACAGUUCUUCGAAGCUGCUACUCCCGUUGCAAUUCCUACAAACAGUACCAACGGCGGCACCAGUGAUGCCGGCAGCGCCGCCACUGGCGGCGCCCCUGUCGUUGGCGCCACCGCUCAACCCACCAUCAAUCACAGGCUUUUGCUGUCAUUGAAAGAGGCUGCCAAGAUCAUUGGCACUAAGGGCUCUACGAUCUCUCGCAUAAGAGCUGCUAACUCUGUCAAGAUCGGUAUUUCUGAAAAGGUGCCCGGUUGCUCUGACAGGAUCCUGUCCUGUGCGGGCAACGUAAUUAAUGUGGCCAAUGCAAUUGGUGAUAUUGUUGACGUGCUUAACAAGCGGAAUCCCGAGAAUGAGGACGCUGCUGAGGGCGAGGCCGAGGAGCAUUAUUACUUCCACUUUUUGAACCAUAUUUUGCCAGCCCCCUCGAAGGAUGAGAUUAGAGACCUGCAGCAGCUGGAAAACAUUGGUUACGUGAGGCUCAUUGUGGCCAAUUCUCACAUUUCGUCCAUCAUCGGUAAAGCGGGUGCCACCAUCAAGUCUCUGAUCAAUAAACACGGCGUCAAGAUUGUGGCUUCCAAGGACUUUUUACCUGCCAGCGAUGAAAGAAUUAUCGAGAUCCAGGGUUUCCCGGGCUCCAUCACCAAUGUACUCAUCGAAAUCAGCGAGAUUAUUUUGAGCGACGUUGAUGUCAGAUUCAGCACAGAAAGGUCUUAUUUCCCUCAUUUAAAAAAGUCAUCCGGUGAACCUGCUUCUCCUUCUACCUCCUCCAACACUAGAAUCGAAUUGAAGAUCCCAGAACUAUACGUGGGUGCCAUUAUUGGCCGUGGAAUGAACAGAAUCAAGAACUUGAAGACUUUCACAAAAACCAAUAUUGUCGUGGAAAGGAAGGAUGACGAUGAUAAGGACGAGAAUUUCAGAAAAUUUAUAAUCACAAGUAAAUUUCCUAAGAAUGUCAAACUCGCCGAAUCCAUGCUUUUAAAAAACUUGAAUACCGAAAUUGAGAAACGUGAAAACUACAAGAGAAAAUUGGAAGCCUCAGAAGGAAAUGCCACUGCUGUUAAUGAACGCUCUGAUUCUGCUUCUUCCUUGGAAGAAAAAGAAGAAGCACAAGAAGAACGUGACAAUAAAGAGGAACAGUCGUAG